This is a messenger RNA of Petromyzon marinus (sea lamprey), 1364 nucleotides long. RefSeq lists its product as uncharacterized. NCBI's taxonomy places the organism in Eukaryota, Metazoa, Chordata, Hyperoartia, Petromyzontiformes, Petromyzontidae. The record is from RefSeq and is a predicted model, not a curated record.
CUCUGAUUGGACGCGAGGGCAGGCAGUGGAUUGGGCCCCCCCCCCCCCCGGAGGCCCCCCCCACCGCAGCAUCUCGGAGCGGCUCCCGGGGCCCCGGGUAGUGGGGGCCCGGUUGGGGGGCUGGGUGGGGGGCCUCGUCACCUUGACGACGCAGCAGGUGCGGACACAGCACGUGCCUCGGCUCGUUUGUAGGUGAUGGAGACGGACGCAGCGCUGCACACGAGCGAUUCGUUCGGCUUGUCUCCCGGUGGUGGCCGCGUGGGCAGUCUACUGUGGCGCAGCUGCAGCGCCACGUUGAGGGGCUGCAGGAGCAGCUGGAAGCGGCAAACGUGCAGCUGGCACUGCUGGGCAAAGAAGACCACGGCUCGCGCCAGCAGCUGCAGCUUCUGGCCGGCCCUGCAGCGAGCAUCGAUGGCGGUGAGCCAACCUGCCAUGACCGGCGAAGGCCUCAAAAACGCGGGCAAAUCCUGGGCCUCCACCACUGAGCUGCUGCCUGCCGAGCAGGCUGCUCUCGUAGACGGAGCGGGCGGUGUCGGCAGGCCAGACUACGGGGUGACGUGGAGGCGUGACGAGGUGGCCACUCUCUUGAGCACGUGGGCCAGCCGUUCUAUUCAGCGUAAAGCUUUGCGAGUCGGUACACAACUGCAGAGUGUUCCACGAGAUCGCCAGUGCCGCACCAAGAUCAAGAAGCUAAAGAGCCGGUACCAGCAGCUGCGGGAGUGGCAGCGCGCUGGCGCCUGUAUCAGCUGGCCCUUCUUCCAGUGUAUAAAGGCCAUCAUGGCGGGCGGGCAGCAUGGCGAUGAUGCUGGAGAGUCAGGGGACGAGGGCCAGCAUGCCGGCCUCCUCUUCGGCUGUGACAGGGACUAUAAGCGACCCGACACGGGCGAGCAGGCAUUGGCGUCAGCAGCGGAGCCCAGCAGCGCCCGUCCCGUCAAACCCUACGACGAGGAGGAAAGCGGGGAGCGAGUGCAGAUGUCCGCAGUCUCCCUGGCACACGAAGCUUCCCCGCCGCUAAAGCCCAGCCUGGGAAAUGGUGCCAGAGCACCGCAGCAGAAGCGGCAGCAGCACCAGCGACUGCUGGACAUGGAGACGUGGCGGGCGGAGCGCCGGGAGGGAGCGAUGCGUGAGCUGGCGCGUAUCGUGAGCAGCGUGCUGGGCUCCGGCGACUUCACCAGCAUCGUGGCCCCGCCGUCGCCCGUGCCGCACUCCCUGUCAGCCCGGGGCCCCCUCUCUGACGCCGCUCUGGGGGAGUUGCUUCCCCCCGGGGCCUCGCCGGUGCUGGGGGUACUCGCCCCGGAUGCGCUGGCGUCACAGGGUGACUCCUCCUGUCGCGUAAACUGUGGCUGAGCGCGUGUGACCUAGCA